UGUUUUCUCUUGACAGUUGUAAAUUUGAUUUGGCGCAAUUGCAAAAAGAAAGAAAACAAUUCGCUCGAAAAUUUUAGCGAUUCCUAUUUAAAGAAAAAUAUUUUCUGCACUCAUGAGUUUUGACGAUACAAUAAAUGCAUAUUUCGUUACAACCGGAACGGUGGAUGAGCGCAGCUCCUCAAAAUGCGCUGAUUUGGAAACGGCAUUUUCCCAUCUUCGAGAGCAUAUAGCUGAAGAAAAUAUAAGGCAUAUAAAUGCCAGUGAUGGGUUUCCACUUAUUGCUUCAGGGCAACUUACAAAAAAGGAUGUAUUCAUUUUCGACCAGUUUGAAGGCGAUUUUUUCAAGCAACUACAAUUAACGAAAUCACUUAUAAUAGGACCACGAUGCCUUAUAACUUGCCUGAUAAACUCGCAACCAGUGCCACUUGGCCCUAGUCCAAUCUAUACAACGGCAAUGCGUGAUUUACACAUUUGUGCUACAGGCAUACCGGCAGAUCAAAAGGAACGUGUGCGCACAUACAUUCAAUGGAUGGGUGGUUAUUAUUUUCAGAAUCUAAGUCGUCCAGUUACACAUCUUAUAUCAAAUACAAUUAAAUCCACAAAAUACGAACAUGCCACAUUAAACGGCAUACCGGUGAUGCAUGUUGACUGGGUGCAACGAGUCUGGGAACGCAGUUCUGUUGAUAAUGUGGCUGCAACUGACGAAGAGUUCGACAAGUAUAAGUUACCGAUAUUCUUUGGUACAAACAUCACUUGCACGGGAUUAGAAACUGAUAAGAAAAAUGAGAUAAUGCGCCUUGUAAAUGAGAACGGUGGCACUUACCAUUCUGCAUUUCGCUCAGCACUUGUUGAUAUAGUUAUUACCGAGCGUGGAAACACCAAUUCGGAUAAGUAUAAAGCCGCUGUGCGUUACAAGAAGGACAUACUGUGCCCAGAGUGGAUAUUUGAUAGUGCAGAAAAAGGUUUUGCCUUACCUACAAAAGGCUAUCAAGUGAAGUCCUUAAAGGUUUCAACGCCAAUCAAAGGCGAUCGUACCAUCGCAGAUUUCACGCAACUCUCUGACACAUCGCGUAUAAGCGUUAUGGGUGGCACAGGACGUAGCGGACGAAGUGAACUUACAACCGUCAACGACACAGUAAGCAGUGGCAUUAACGAAACGGCAAUACAACAAAAAGAUGGCACAUUUGUUGCACCAAUACCCCGCGCCAGUACGUCUAAGGAUUUACAAAGGGAAAUACACCGAAAACAAGUUACUUCAGAUCAUUAUCGUUUAAUCUAUGAAGAAAUUUGUCCCAAACAGGCAAAGAAGGCGGGCAAUUUUUUGGAUGGAUGUUGCAUUUAUUUGAGUGGUUUUCGACUGGAAGAAAGAGAAAAAUUAAAUAGAAUUUUAAAUGUAGGCGGUGCGACGCGUUACGAUGUAGUGAAUGAGGAAAUUACACACAUUAUUGUGGGCCAACUAGAUGAUGCCGAGCUGCGCGCCUGGAAGCGUGAUGGAUAUUUAACAACGGUUAAUAUCGUCCGUCUCGAUUGGUUGCUUCAAAGCAUUAAGUUGAAACAACCAGCCAGCGAAGUAGUUUAUCGUAUGUCACUACCGAAUGCACGUGAGCCUGAUGCGCCAUCUCCAUCUAGCAAAAAAACGCUCCGUUCUAUGAAUCACAGUUUCAAACAGCCAGAGAAGCCGAAAAAGAAACUGUUCGAAUCGGAGGACAAAUCAGAGCCCACAUCUCCGAAAGAUUCGCCAUUCGUGGAAGAAGAGCAACAGCUGAUCGCGCAGUACUCACAGGAAAAUGAACCGGCUGCUCCCGUACCGACUCCAAUUGCUGAAGUGACAACAAACAAUCCGCUAGCAGAUCAUACCUUGUCUGGACCGGUGGCUUCAUCAACUUUAAAACCGGUGGUGGCUAAGUUGCCACCACCAGCAGCACCUACAACAGCAGAGAAUGAAAACUCCACAAAGAUGACAAGUGAAAUCGACUUUGAGAAUUUAGAUUUCUUUGACGGCAUGUCGCUCUAUAUCGACCGCGAACACUUUCCUGAAGAGUUCUACACGCAAAUGCUAAGCGAAUGUGAAGCUGCACAUGGUGAUAUAGUGCCGGCUAAUUUCGUCGAUGUUGUUGACUAUGCAAUUGUAUCGUUUGAGCGUACAUUAAAUGCGAAAAAGUUGCCGGUCACGGCGCGGCAUAUCGUAACGGAUUUGUAUGUGGAAAAUUGCAUGAAACAGAAUAAACUUGUGCCCAUAGAAUAUUUCCAUCGUCCUGUUCCGCAUACUGCCAGCGCGCAGCCACUUGAGGGCAUGACCAUUGUUAUUUCUAUAUAUACAGCAUUGGAAUAUGACUUCAUAGACUCCGUCGCGCAAUUAUUGGGUGCCUCUGUCAAUCGCAUACUGGCCAAAAAAGAGCGUCCACUACUGAUUUGCCCACGCGCCGAAGGUUCUAAAUAUGAGGGUGCCAUCAAAUGGGCUUAUCCAGUGGUAACCUCUGCAUGGUUGGUGCAAUGCGCAGUCGAGGGCAAAAAAUUACCAUUCCAACAGUACUUGGUGGGCAACAGCCCAUCAGAUUUUCCAAUAUCACCCACUUUGCGCGAGAAAAAUCUACCCAACGCAGUAGCGCGUCCACCCACCACACCAGUCGUUGAACCAAUGGAGACGCAAGAAAAUGCAGAAAACGACCUCACGCACGGUGUGGCCGCAGCAACUGACUUCACGCCACUGCGCAACAAACGUGUAACCGAAUUGGCUGGCUCCUUUUCGCGCAACAAUCGCACGUCACUUUCCAACAUACCAACAAAUAACACGCCUGUUACUACGCCAGACUCGCCACAUACACCCACAAACGCUUAUGGACGUUCCUCGUGCAAUUUCGAGUAUCUGGAAGGUGUAGUGGCCGAACUGGACAACGAAGAUGCACGCGAAUGUCUGCGUGAACUAAUCGAAGAGAUGCGCAAUAAUCAAACGCCCGAAUUGGAACGCAUACGUCGGCAAGCUUGCACACCCAUCAAUCGUAAAUUGCCCACACCGAAAGGUAUACCCGAUUUCUGCACAACGCCAGAGUUUCAAAAGCGUAUGGCCGACGCCUUUGAGCGUCGUUGGCGUUUACCAACUAAAAAGCUAAAGGUUGACACACCCAUCGAUGAGUUGCGACGACGUGUGCUGCGAUCCACGUGUGAGGCUUUAGGCAUACCAUAUACUGAUACGGACGACACGCCCACUACCAGCGCGAAGGCGGCUAAGAAAGCUAUGGCUGCCACAGCGGAAAUGUCAGCAUUAGCGCCACCAAUGACAAAUACGCCACGAAGAUCGCCACACAACACACUGAAUGCCUCACAGGCAACAGCAAAAGGUAUAGUGCCCCGUGCAAUAUUCGCCACUAGCAUGGACCACAGUAUGAACACGAGCGAUCGUCGCACAACACGCAUUUCGGAUGCGGACGCUUUCGUGCCCAGCACACAAACCCCUACCAGAGGCGGUAGCUUAGGCGGCGAGCCGUCGCGUAUGGUACAGCAGGCAAGCUUUGGCAAAACAACUUUGGAUUUUGAUAAAAUCAGUUUCGAAAACACCGAAGCAGACACUUUGGCAAACGUCGCGUCAGCAAACGAAAACCGCGAACAAAGCGGCGCACGCACCACAUCUACACUGGCCGCCUCAUCACCGGAACUGCAAAAGAUCACGGAGUAUCUGAAAAAUUGUGAAUCACGCAGGCAGAGUCUGAAGCAGGCGCGGCGCACGGGCGGUUCGAACAAUGCAACCGGCAGUGGCGCCUCUGACGGCACGGAUACUGGCACCGACGACAUGGACAUGGAUGUGCCGCCUUGUGGCGCAGCUGAGACGGAAACUCAAAAUUACGUUCAACCCUUCGAAUCGGAACAAUUCGGUUUGGGCACCGAGAAUAUGGUCGGUUGGCGCGAUCCAGUCGAAUUUGGUAAGGAGCGUCGCUCCAAAGCAUCACCCAGCAUGCGACAUAAAGGUACACCGCGCUUCAGCAUUUCAUGCGUGGACGAAGACGUGCGCAAUGACGUAAUCAACAAGAUACAUAAGCUCGGCGGAACGGUGUCUGAAAACCUCGUCAACUUCGAUCCGCAAUGUACGCAUUUUAUAUGCGAACGUCCGAAUCGUGGUGAGAAAAUGCUCGGCUGUGUGUCAUCGGGCAAAUGGGUGCUCAGUCUCAAGUAUAUUGAAGAGUGUUACGCCAAGGAUGUCUUUGUUGAUGAAGAGCUGUACGAAUGGGGCAAUACCAGAGCAUUAAAUUUGCCACAAUUAACGGCUGAUGAGCAGCUUUUGGCUUCGGCGGUGCACCGUUGGCGUAAGAAGCUCAACGAUGCCACAACAGCCGAUGGCAAAAAGCUUGGCGCUUUCAGCGGUUUUCGUGUCAUACUACACAUAGCCGAACGCAAUUCGGAGGCCGUGAAGAAUGUCUUACGUGCCGGCCAUGGCGAGGUGUUGACCGUGCAGUCGCCCUUUAGCGCUUGCAUUGCGUCGAGAAAUGCCACGCAUUGCUUCGUGGACGUGAAGAAAGCGCCGAUAACACGCGCUGAUUAUGAUUAUCUGCGUACGUUGGGCGUGCAGAUCUACUCACAGAUGUACAUUAACUCCUAUCUAAUGUACGGCGAGGAUGUAGACGCAGCUAAGUACGAGAUAAAAAUAUUAUAGACUGAGUAGUGAGAAUUUAUGAAAUGAAAGUGGCAUUAUGUGUAAAAAUGUGACUCCGCGCUUUCUAUGUAAUAUUUGGUUUCGUAUUGUUGAAAUUUGUUCUUUGAAAUUCAAUAAAUGAUGAAUUACUUACAUAAUUAUUAAAAAUUCACUUAAAAACA
Messenger RNA from Bactrocera dorsalis (oriental fruit fly), 4806 nucleotides. It is a transcript of the gene mus101, whose product is annotated as DNA topoisomerase 2-binding protein 1-A. Gene Ontology annotation, biological process: mitotic DNA replication checkpoint signaling; DNA replication initiation; mitotic G2 DNA damage checkpoint signaling. The record is from RefSeq and is a predicted model, not a curated record. The transcript is spliced from 6 exons. Bases 113 to 4645 code for a protein of 1510 amino acids. Lineage: Eukaryota; Metazoa; Arthropoda; Insecta; Diptera; Tephritidae.